Molecule: messenger RNA, 8767 nt
Organism: Dinoponera quadriceps
Lineage: Eukaryota; Metazoa; Arthropoda; Insecta; Hymenoptera; Formicidae
Gene: brm
Product: ATP-dependent helicase brm
Exons: 18
Coding region: 560-6868 (2102 amino acids)
Biological process (GO): positive regulation of transcription by RNA polymerase II
Cellular component (GO): nucleus
Molecular function (GO): ATP binding; histone binding; transcription factor binding
Source: RefSeq, a predicted model, not a curated record
CGGACGUGAAUGUUAUUCUACUUAUUAAUGAUUCUGUGUAUAUUUUUCAGAACAUAUUUUACGUAUUUCGUAAGAAUUAGCGAUCCAAUAGUACACAAAAGUUUAUGAUCGCUUAUCGCACUGGUUUCUGCGAGAGCCAUUACGCGAGCAAAGUUCCUCGCGCAUGCGCGGCGAGCGCGGAGAUUAGCACAACAGACUGACGCCAUGUUCUCCCACGCGGUAACGAACUUCACGGGAGCAGGAAAAUGGCCAAUGGUGUGUAUCUCUUGUCGUUAGUCGACGCGGUACAAUUUUUAAGUUCUCCAACUCUGUGAAAUGUGCAUGUGUAAUAUAUAUUGUGUAUAUGUGAAAACAUAUAUAGUGUUUAUCGUGAAAACGUGAAUUUCAAAGUAGUGAAAUUUGCAGCAGCAGAGGCGGUGUCGAGCGAACGGGAAACGCUGCAAUGGCUCACUAGCUGUUGCCUUUCUCGCAGCUCUCAUAUAUACAUUUCCGAGAAAACGUAUUAUUUAUCUAAUGGUAAAUCUUGAAUGAAGAAUUAGAACCUUUGUAAUGUAAUAAUAUGGCGAGUCCUUCACCGCAAUCUUCGCCUAUGCCGCCUCCGCAAGCUCCGAGUCCGAUGGGUCCACCCCAGCAAGCACCAUCUCCAUCCAACGCUCAAGGUAGUCCGAUGGGACCGCCGCAGCAUCAUCCCCACAGUCCGACGCAGAGCUAUCAAGGAGGUCCAUCCAUAUCGUCAGGAGGACCGCCUAUGUCACAGUCAUCUCAGCAGCCGCCACCUCAGCAACAAAAUUACUCACCUCAUCCGCAGCAAAUCCCUCCCAACAUGGGUCCACAGAAUCAAGGUCCUGGCGGCCCGGUCGGGCAAGGACCCGCUUCUCAGCAAGGUCCUGGCGGAUCUAUGGUGUCGGGUCAGAUGGGACCGAAUGGACCACAGAGCGGAUCCCACAUGAUACAAACCGGCCCAAGUCAGAUGGGUUCUAAUGGGCCGGGACAAAUGGGCCCCAGUGGGCCAGGACAGAUGGGUUCCGGCGGUCCUGGCCAGAUGGGUCCGGGUGGGCCUGUGCAGAUAGGUCCUGGCGGGCCUGGUCAAAUGGGUCCCGGCGGGCAACUAGGUCCUGGUGGGCCUGGACAGAUGGGUCCCGGCGGUCCUGGGCAGUUGGGUCCCGGUGGGCCCGGUCAAAUGGGUCUCGGUGGGCCUGGGCAGUUAGGUCCCGGCGGGCAGAUGGGUCCUGGAGGACAAAUGGGCCCGUCUCACAUGGUGCAAGGAGGAGGGCCGUCCGGUACGUCUCACAUGGGCCAAGCUGGACAAAUGGGCCCGGGCGGUGGACCUGUGACAGGCCCCCAGAUGGGCGCCGGAGGGCCCCAGAGCUCACAAAUGGUCUCCGGAGGUCCCGGACACAUGAGCGGUCCGCCGGGUCACAUCAAUGCAAGCGGUCCGCAAGGACCGGGUCACAUACCCGCCAGCGGGCCGUCCGGUCCGGGACAUAUGGGCGCGGGACCGCCGGGAUCGGGGCACAUGAAUGCCACUGGGCCACCUGGAUCCGGGCAUAUGAACGCAACGGGCCCUCCCGGACCGGGUCACAUGAAUACCAGCGGACCUUCCGGGCCAGGCGGUCAUAUGAACACUGGCCCGCCCAUCCCGAGUCACAUGAAUGCCAGCGGACCGACGGUUUCCACGCAUAUGAACGUAAGCGGUCCGGGAAAUCACAUGGGCCCCAAUGCUCCCGGUCAGAUACCAGCAGGUGGUCCCACAGGACACAAUUUAGGCCCAGGGGGUCCGAAUCAAAUGGGUCCCGGUGGUCCGAGUCAGAUGAUAUCGAGCGGUCAAGCUCAAAUAGGACAAGGCGGGCCGAUGGGUCCAGUCGGACCGACGGGGCAGAUAGGCCCGAACGGGCAAUUGGGCCAUAAUGGGCCGUCGCAGAUGGGAAUGGGCGGUCCACCCGGACAAAUGACUAUGAAUGCACCGGGAGGACAAAUGGGACCCGGAGGACCAAGUAACCAAAUGGGCCCGGCAGGAGCGGGCAGUCAAAUGGGAUCGGGCGCACCGGGGAGUCAGAUGGGACCUUCCGGUCCAGCGGGCCAAAUGGGACCUGGAAGCGGGCCUGUAGGACAAUUAGGGCCGAACAGUCUCGGCCAAAUGGGUCCGGGUGGACCAGUUAACGUGCCGAUGACGACGAGUAGUGGGCCCGUCGGCACAAUGGGUCCGGGAAGUGGGCCUAACGGGCCAACCGGAGUAAACGCGGCUAGUGGACCCGGUGGGCAAAUGACCUCGAGUAGUGGCCCCGGGGGGCAAAUGAGUUCGACGGGCCCCGGGGGUGGUGGCACUGGUGGUCAAAUGGGAUCGGGGAGUGGUCCCGGGUCGCAGAUAAAUUCGGGCAGCGGGCCCGGUGGACAGAUGGGGCCGGGCAGCGCGCAGAUGGGAGGACACGGCGGUAGCGGGCCUGGCGGACAAAUGGGACCGGGAAGCGGACAGAUGGGACCGGGCGGUGGUCCCGCCGGUCAAAUAGGACCGGGAGGACAGAUUCCAUCCGGCGGGCCAGGACAGAUGAUGCAAGGAGGUGCUCAGAUGGGCCCGAACACGCCGAGUAAUCAAAUCGGACCUGCCGGACCGAACAACCAGAUGGGACCGUGCGUGCCGAAUAACCAGAUUGGUCAUGCAAACGUGACCGGACAAAUGGGUCCUAACGGACCGGCUGGUCAGCCGCCGACCACUCAGAUAGGCCCCGGUGCUCAAAAUCAGGGCCAGGUUCCCGGCAGUGCGGCGCCGAUAGGCUCGGGCGCGCCGGUGAAUCAGAUGAGUCAGACUGGGAGUGGACAAAUCGGUCCUACCGGGCCUGCGGGACCUCCGGGACCGGGCCAGGAAAAUUUGAACGCCCUCCAAAAGGCGAUCGACUCGAUGGAAGAGAAAGGCCUGCAGGAAGAUCCACGAUACUCGCAGUUGUUGGCUCUCAGAGCUCGUCAAGGCAGCGGAAUGGGCGAGAAACAGACCUUCAGCUCGCCGCAAUUGCAGCAGUUGCGUGUUCAAAUAAUGGCGUACAGAUUAUUGGCGAGAAAUCAACCACUGUCGCAACAUCUCGCUCUUGCUGUACAAGGUGGAGCUCCACCUCCCCCAGGGAUAGUUCAACGUCCUAUAGACCCGUCUCAAGCCCCUGCUGCACCAGCUGGACCGCAGAUUCCAGGCCCGAAUGUCAUUGGGCCCGCAAAUGUAACCAGGCCGGGUUGCCAGACGCCGCAACAGCAGCAACCGCAACCGCAACCCGGCACUAAAACCAACAGAGUUACGAGUGUUGCGAAACCAGCUGGAUUAGAUCCACUGUUGAUACUGCAGGAACGAGAGAACAGGGUCGCAUCUCGCAUAUCACUUCGGAUGGAACAGCUCAGUAAUCUACCGACAAAUAUGCCGGAAGAUCUGCGUAUACAAGCUCAGAUCGAACUACGCAUGCUUCGAGUGCUAAACUUCCAGAGACAAUUGAGAUCAGAGAUCUUAGCGUGUACCCGAAAAGACACCACUUUAGAGACUGCGGUGAAUGUGAAGGCUUACAAACGCACGAAACGGCAGGGAUUGCGCGAAGCCAGAGCUACCGAAAAAUUGGAGAAGCAACAGAAAUUGGAGGCGGAACGUAAACGGAGGCAGAAACAUCAAGAAUUCCUUACUUCUGUACUGCAACAUGGAAAAGACUUCAAAGAAUUUCACCGCAAUAAUGUCGCAAAAUUAGCCAGGCUUAAUAAAGCGGUGCUUAACUACCAUGCAAACGCCGAGCGAGAACAAAAGAAAGAACAGGAACGUAUUGAGAAAGAGCGUAUGCGCCGUCUAAUGGCGGAAGACGAGGAAGGAUACCGAAAAUUGAUCGAUCAAAAGAAGGACAAACGUUUGGCGUUCUUGUUGUCUCAAACCGAUGAAUAUAUUAGCAACCUCACGGAAAUGGUAAAGCAACAUAAAAUGGAACAGAAGAGGAAGCAAGCUGAAGAACAAAAACGUAAGAAGAAAAAGAAAAAAAUGCAAGAUGGUGAGACCGGUGAAGAUGGCGCGGCCAACGACGACACUCGCGUUGGCGUGAUAGAAACAUCGACUGGUCGCACGUUAACCGGCGACGAGGCGCCGCUGAUGAGUCAACUGUCGGCGUUUUUAGAGGCUCAUCCAGGGUGGGAACCGAUCGAGUCGGAUAGCGAGGAAGACGAGGAGGACGAUGAGGAAGACAAUGGAAAUGACAGCGAAGAUAAGUCUGACAGCAAAGAUAAAUCAACGGGCGAUUCUGAAGAAGAGAAAGUGAAGAAGACGAUACACAAGGCGAAAGUGGAGGAUGACGAGUACAAAACGGAAGAACAGACAUACUACAGUAUCGCGCAUACUAUUCGCGAAGUGGUCACAGAACAGGCAAGCAUUAUGGUGAACGGAAAAUUGAAGGAAUAUCAGAUCAAGGGUUUAGAGUGGCUGGUAUCGCUGUUUAACAAUAAUCUGAACGGUAUCUUGGCGGACGAGAUGGGCCUUGGUAAAACGAUUCAGACAAUUGCUCUGGUCACGUAUCUCAUGGAGAAGAAGAAGGUCAACGGUCCGUUCCUCAUCAUCGUUCCGCUAUCAACGUUGUCGAAUUGGGUUCUCGAAUUUGAGAAAUGGGCACCGAGCGUCGUUGUAGUGUCGUACAAAGGUUCACCGGCUGGCAGGCGAGCGAUACAAUCUCAAAUGCGAGCCACAAAGUUCAAUGUCUUGUUAACGACCUAUGAAUACGUUAUCAAAGAUAAAGGCGUGUUGGCUAAACUGCAAUGGAAGUACAUGAUCAUCGACGAGGGACACAGAAUGAAGAAUCAUCAUUGCAAACUCACCCAAGUACUGAACACGCAUUAUUUGGCCCCUCAUCGGCUGCUUUUGACCGGCACACCGUUGCAAAAUAAAUUGCCCGAAUUGUGGGCUCUUCUGAAUUUCCUGCUGCCUUCGAUCUUCAAGUCCUGCAGCACAUUCGAGCAGUGGUUCAACGCUCCUUUCGCGACUACCGGUGAGAAGGUGGAACUUAACGAGGAGGAAACCAUUUUAAUUAUUCGUCGUUUGCACAAAGUCUUACGACCCUUCUUGUUGAGACGCUUGAAGAAAGAAGUGGAGUCACAAUUACCCGACAAAGUGGAAUAUAUUAUCAAAUGCGAUAUGUCUGGUCUUCAGAAAGUACUUUAUAAGCAUAUGCAAAGUAAAGGUGUACUGUUAACCGAUGGAUCGGAAAAGGGAAAGCAAGGAAAGGGCGGCGCCAAAGCUCUCAUGAACACCAUCGUACAGCUGAGGAAAUUGUGCAAUCAUCCGUUCAUGUUCCAAGCUAUAGAAGAAAAAUACUGCGAACACGUGGGCACACAAGGUUCCGGCGUUAUUACCGGACCCGACUUGUAUCGCGCGUCCGGAAAGUUCGAGCUUCUCGACCGCAUUCUCCCCAAAUUGAAGGCUACGAAUCACCGAGUCUUGCUAUUCUGUCAAAUGACCCAAUUGAUGACAAUUAUGGAGGAUUACUUGAGUUGGCGAGGAUUCAUGUACUUACGAUUGGACGGCACGACGAAAGCAGAAGACAGGGGUGAUUUAUUGAAGAAAUUCAACGAUCCCAGAUCGGAAUAUUUCCUCUUCCUGCUGUCCACACGCGCCGGCGGUCUCGGUCUGAAUCUCCAAGCUGCCGAUACGGUUAUUAUCUUCGAUUCUGAUUGGAAUCCUCAUCAGGAUCUGCAAGCUCAAGACAGAGCGCAUCGAAUCGGACAGAAGAACGAAGUGCGUGUACUUCGAUUGAUGACUGUGAAUUCCGUAGAAGAACGAAUACUGGCAGCGGCCAGAUACAAAUUGAACAUGGACGAGAAGGUGAUUCAGGCUGGUAUGUUUGAUCAGAAAUCCACCGGGUCGGAACGGCAACAGUUCCUUCAGAGUAUUCUGCAUCAGGACGACGCUGAAGAUGAAGAAGAAAACGAAGUGCCAGAUGAUGAAACUGUGAAUCAAAUGAUCGCCCGGACGGAGGGUGAAUUUGAGAUAUUCCAGAAAUUGGACGUUGAACGCGAGGAAGCCAACAUGGGCCCGAAUCGCAAGUCGCGACUAUUGGAGGAGGCCGAGUUACCCGAUUGGCUGGUGAAGGAUGACGACGAGGUGGAGAGGUGGACGUACGAAGAGGACAAAGACAGAUUCCUCGGAAGAGGUUCGAGGCAACGCAAGGAAGUCGAUUACACGGACAGUUUGACCGAGAAGGAGUGGUUGAAGGCGAUCGACGACGACGGUGCGGAAUACGAAGAGGAAGAGGAAGACGACAAGAAGAAGAAGAAGACACGAAAACGGAAGAAGAAGGGCGAAGAGGACGACGAGCCAUUGCCGAAGAAGCGAAGAGGCGGCGGGGCUCUGGUCGAUCCCAAAAUGAAGCAAGCUAUGAAGAAGCUGAUUAUGUUGGUCGUUAAUUACACCGACAGCACCGAUGGCCGAGUAUUGAGCGAUCCUUUCAUGAAAUUACCGUCACGAAGAGAAUUACCGGAUUACUAUGACAUUAUUAAGAAGCCUUUGACCAUCAAUAAGCUGUUGCAGAAGAUCGAAGAAGGCAAAUAUACCGAUUUCGACGAGCUUGAGAAAGAUUUUAUGCAACUUUGCAAAAAUGCUCAAAUAUACAAUGAAGAAGCGUCUCUUAUUCACGAAGAUUCGAUAGUGUUGCAGUCCGUUUUUACGAAUGCACGUCAGCGUCUCGAAGAGGAGGGUAAUAAUUCGGAUGGGGAUGAUAAAGACGGCGAAGAGGGCUCGGAUGCGGAUUCCAGUGUGAGAAUGAAAAUUAAAUUGAAGGGCAGGAAAGGCGAAGGUAGAGGCGGCCGUAGGAAGCGAGUCACUAAGAAAUAUAUAUCCGACGACGAGGACGAUGCCGAUGAUAAUUAAGGAAUACGUGAUUUAUUCUUCUUUCAAAGCGGUGCUCGGCAAUAUUUAUUCGCAGGUGAUAACAUUUUUUCGAAUACGCAUUUGCAAAAAAAAAUGUAGCAUAUAUAUAUAUAUAUAUAUAUAAUAUAUUGAUUACGUUUAAACGGCAAUGUUAAUCCGGUUUAGAUCUAAAAGGAUACACCAUACGAUAGUUCGCUAACUACAAUAACAACCAUAGCUUUUUAUUUGAAAGCACAACGUAAAAAAUCUCAGCGCGUUUUUUCACUUCUAACGUAAUGAAAACGAGGACGCAGCGACUAUUCCGCAGUCUUGAGUGUUUCUCACAUCCAGACGUGUCUAAAUAGAUUUAUAUUUAUACAUUCAGUAUGUACCAAUAAGCCUACCAGAAUCAUAAUUUAAUGGCGACAGUCUCUUUACCAAAGUCAAGUUACAAUUUAUAGUUGUAGUUGUACUUUCUCGUAAGAUUUUAUUGUGUCAACAUUCUCCAUUGAUGCAUAAUAUACUGUCGAAUCAUUUUUUAAUAAUAAUCUUAUCGAAUGAUCCGAGAUAAAUACUCUCGCAUCUGAGCAUUGGUAUAUCCUUUUAGAUUUUAAAAAUGUACUCUUAAUUAAAUGCGAGAAUUAGCUGAUUAACGAUAACUAAAUCGAAUUGAUAUUGCCGUAUAAAUAAAGCCAUUAUCGUAUAUUUUAUAUAUGCUACAUAUGUGUGAGUCCGUUAUUAUUGAUUUAUUUUGUCUGACACCGUUUUGGGAAAGAAUGAGAAAUAGAUGCAGCUGAAGUAUUUAUCUUGGAUCAUUCGAUAAGAUUAUUAUUAGAGAAUGAUUCGACAGUAUAUUAUGCAUCAAUGGAAAAUGUUAAUUGAUACAAUAAAAUCUUACGAGAGAGUACAACUACAAAUUGUAACUUGACUUUUGGUAAAAAGACUGUUCAUUAAGUUAUGAUUUCGACAGGCUUAUUGGUACAUAUUGAAUAUAUAAAUAUAAAUCUAUUUAGACACGUCUUAAGUUAUGAUUCCGACAGGCUUAUUGGUACAUACUGAAUAUAUAAAUAUAAAUCUACUUAGAUACGUCUGGAUGUGAGAAACAUUCAAGGCUCCGAAUAGUCGCUGUGUCCUCGUUUUAAUAACGUUAGAAGCGAAAAAACGCAUUGAAAUUUUUUACGUUGUGCUUUCAAAUAAAAAGGUGUGUCCACAAAAUGACACGAUCAAUUCGACAAAUUUGCAAAAUCGAACGAACAUUUUUCUUUUACUUCAUCAAUAAGUAAUCUAAAAUGAAUUUUAAUAAAAUCAUGAAAAAAGAAAUUAGAAAAAGAAGGCUUCAUGUCAAAUUAAUUUUUCGACCAUUCGUUGAUUGUUCGAGUGAAAAAAGAAGUGUUCGUCCAAUUUUAUAAGUGUAUUGAAUCGGUCACAAAUGUCAUUUUAUAGAUGUAUCUUUUUAUAAGAUAUAUAUAUAUAUAUGUAUAUUUUUUUUUCUUUUUGAAAAUAUGACGCGAAAAAUCCUGGCGUGCGUCUCCUCAUUUCCGACGUUUCAUUAAACAAGGAUAGUCAUAGUGGCUAUUCCGAAGCCUUAUUAUAAAAAUUAUAAUUCUUAUGUUAGACGAAUUCGCGGGAUAGUUUAGUAUAGAAUCACUGCAUAUUGUACAGAACCGAAACUAGGUGUUAGGAUUCACUCGAGAUAUUUUUUUCGUUUUAGUUACAUUAUUUGCGGUGAAUGUCUAAUGUAUUUGAGCUCCGAUCGCUGUGUUUUAUUUUGAGUCCGUAUUAUUUUCUCCUGAAACAGCGUAGAUUAUUUGAUUACGUUAUUCUAUGCCUCGUCACAAUUGUAUAAUAAACUUUAUAUUUCUAUCGUACAUACACAUAAUACAUACACAUUAUAUAUAUAUAUAUAUAAACACACACAUA